Messenger RNA from Thermothielavioides terrestris NRRL 8126, 3515 nucleotides. RefSeq lists its product as uncharacterized. Gene Ontology annotation, biological process: proteolysis. Gene Ontology annotation, molecular function: calcium-dependent cysteine-type endopeptidase activity. The coding region runs from base 519 to 3302 and encodes 927 amino acids. The transcript is spliced from 6 exons. Lineage: Eukaryota; Fungi; Ascomycota; Sordariomycetes; Sordariales; Chaetomiaceae. The record is from RefSeq and is a predicted model, not a curated record.
AUUUACUUUCUUUUCUUUUCCUUCUGUUUUCCGUAUAAUUUCUCGUGUUUGAAUGACCGCCCCCGAGACUGAGACUCUUUGCCCUUCCCGUGACACGCCUUGAGGUUCAAUCAAGCCAAUUACUCAAAGUAUAACUGACGUUAGGUCGUUGCCUUCCUGGGCAGCUUAUCUCCAACCCCGAGUUCACAGCUGCGCAUCCUUCCCCACCACCAACCACGCCCUGCAGUCUCGGGACAGAGGAUUGAGCACAGCCGCAGACGGCCCACACGCUGCACGCAGACUAAUACGGAAUACACAGUAGACAGUUAUGAUCGUUAUCAUAUAGUUUCUUUUCUACCGUACCCUGUGCUCAUCGAAUGCGCCCCUCUUGUCCCGGAUGUGGAUUUCGAAUUUGUCGCGUGUGAGUGCGAGUUCGAGGCUCGAGUCAUCGGCAGAACCAUCCGCCUGCGGGCUCAACAUUGGAAGUUAGCAACUUUACCUACCCAAUGCAGACGUGAAGCUCCUCCACCCCUGAGCCGAUGGAGGCCCAAGCCCUGGAACAUGAGCGCCGCCUCGGGAGGGCGCAGGGCGGGGAGGCCCUGAAGCACGCCAUUGCCGCGGCCGAGCUCUACAUGCAGGCAGCCGGCACGGCCAAGACGCCCGAAGAGCGCAAGCGCCUGCGCCGGAAGUGCGCCGAGCUCAUCGCGCUCGGCGAGCGUCUCAAAGCGGGCGCAACUAACAACACCCCGGCAGCCCAUCAUGUCGCCGCUCGUCCGCCCGUCCCCGAGUCCACCCGGCCGCUGACGACGCUCGAGAAGAAGAUUGUUCUCCGCUCUUCAAGCUUGCACGGGAACCUGUUCCCGCCCUGGGAAUCCGCGCCCGGCCCUGAGAGCUUUUCGGAUGCCGCCCAUCCGGGCGAGCUCUACGUCGAUCCAUCGCCAUUCUCCCUCUCCCCAGAGCAGCAAGCCAUCUUCGCCGGGUGGCGACGUCCCCACGAGCUUGUGCCCGGGGCCAAGGAUGCAUGCCCUGGCAGACAACAGGAGCUGCUCAUGGCUGCCCAGACGGAGAUGGAUCUUGCCCAGGACCUGGCCACCGACUGCUCCGUCGUAGCCAGCCUGUGCGCUGCUGCCCGUCACCUUGGGCCCACCAAAGGCUCGCUACUAUCGUCACUCAUAUAUCCCUUUGACCACCAAGCGAUGCACCCCAGGCUGUCCAGGAGCGGCAAGUAUGUGUUCCGCAUGUAUUUCAACGGGACCUGGCGCCAGGUCGCCAUUGACGACCGCUUGCCUGUAUCCAAGACCGACCGCACGCUGUACGUCGUUGACCGACGCAACCCCAGCCUGAUCUGGCCGGCUUUGGUGGAGAAGGCCUAUCUGAAAAUCAGAGGCGGCUACGACUUUCCCGGCAGCAACUCGGGCACUGAUCUACACGCUCUGACCGGCUGGAUUCCCGAGCAGAUCUUUCUUCAAAGCGACGAUCUCGAGCUGGAUGAAACGUGGAACCGCAUCAAAAAGGCCUAUGAUGAAGGCAAUGUGAUGCUCACUCUCGGGACGGGGAACAUCCUUCCCGAGGAAGAGAAAGCUCUGGGUCUGGUAAAGGAGCAUGAUUAUGCAGUUGUCAACCUGAAGGAGCAGGACGACUCCCGCCUACUCCUGAUUAAGAACCCUUGGGUCGACAGCUUGGUGUGGACGGGCGUUGGGUCUUCGGCAACGCUGAAGGCACACACCGUAGGGUCGACGUCGGAGAACGCGUCGAACCAGUUCUGGAUGGCCUUCGAAGACGUCCUCCAGCAUUUCGACUCCCUAUACGUCAACUGGAACCCGGCGCUGUUCGCCUACCGGCAGGACCACCAUUUCAGGUGGGAACUGCCGCCAGACACAGAACAGCUCGUGUAUACGCGCAAUCCGCAGUACAGCGUGCUGUCUCCCUCAGCCCGGCCGGUCUGGGUCCUGCUGAGCCGCCACUGGCAAGACGGCGAACUCGAAAUCCUACGCGAGCGCAAAGCCGAAAAGGACCGUGGCGAGGCCGCCUCGCUGGCCACGGUCUCCAAACAACUCGGCUUCACAGCGCUCGCCCUGUACGCGACCUCGCCUCCUGGCACCCGUGUCCCGCUACCCGACACCCACCACCGCCUACACCAAUGCCCCUUCGUCGACAGCCCCAACACUCUCCUGCGCUACGAUCCCGCCCCGGGGGUCCCCCAGACCCUCGUCGUCACCCAAGCCGAGCUCCCCCUCCCGGCCUACUCCUUCACGCUCUCCUUCUUCUCCCACGACCCGCUCACCAUCUCCCCGGCCGCCCCCGCGCUCCCCCACAGCACCUCCGUCAGCGGCGCCUGGACGCGCCGCACGGCAGGCGGCAGCGCCGCCCACCCGAGCUACUUCACCAACCCGCAGUACGCGCUCACCCUGCGCCAGCCGAGCCCGCUGACGCUGGUGCUGAGCACCUCGGCGCGCGACCUGCCGAUCCACAUCGCCGUGCUGUUCGCCCCCUCCUCCUCCUCCUCCUCCUCCUCGUCGCCUGGGCCCGGGCCCGGACUUAGCUCGGGGCCGGGGCUACCGGUCCGGCGCGUGACGGCCCUCUCGGGCCGCGACAUCGUCUGCGCGAGCGCCGAGUACCAGCGCGGGUGCACGCACGCCUCGACGCCGGCCGCGCGCCCGCUCGACGCCGGCACCUACGUCCUGGUCGCCAGCACCUUCGAGCCGGGCCAGACGGCGCCCUUCACGCUGCACGUGUCCGCUGCCGCGCCGCUCGCGCUGGAGCCCAUCCCGCCCGACGCCGCCGGCCGCUUGCGCACCCCCGUUCCAGUCUCCGUCCCCGCCGGUGGUGGUGGAGGAGGCGAAGGAGGAGGAGGAGGAGAAAAAGCAGCCCAAGCCCAUCAUGCCGUCUGGUUCUUACCGCACCAGACCCGGCUGCGCGCGCGCAUCUCGCCCGCGCGACUGACGCGCCUCGCCGCGCUGGCGCGCACAGACGCGCGGUCGCCGGGCUCUGUGUCGGGACCAGGGUGGGCAGCGGCAGGAGCAGGAGGCGUAGGCACAGGCGGAGCGGGCGCGUCCGCGCUGCGCGUGGCGCUGGAGCUGGGGCGGGGCGCGCACCGCGCCGUGCUGGCCGUGUCGCGGGACGGCGAGUUCGCGGACGCGGGGAUGGGCCUGCGGACGGACGAGGUGGAUGUCGAGCCCGAGACGGCGCGGGCCAGUGGCGGGCUGUGGGUCGUUCUGGAGCGGAUUGGAAGCGGCGGCGGCGGCGGCGGCGGCAGUGACGGUGGCGGUGGAGCGGUGUCUCUGGGUGGGAGAGCCGGGGGUGGUGUGGUGGUUGAGGACUGACGCAGCGACGGUGGGGAGGAUGAACUACUUAGGUGUGUGCUUGUCGAGAGGAAUCGGGCGCAAUUUUGCAUGAUUCGAGUGUCGACCUCGUUAUCUAUUCACCUACGUUAUGCGUAUGGACGAGCACAGCAGCGUGGGAUGGGUCGAGGCGCAAACGAGUCGAGCAGCACUCAACAAUCGGUAGUUAGGAGCAGCAAACAUGGAAGACAACCG